Diaporthe citri is the source of this 2616-nucleotide messenger RNA. RefSeq lists its product as uncharacterized. The transcript has a single exon. Gene Ontology annotation, biological process: interstrand cross-link repair. Lineage: Eukaryota; Fungi; Ascomycota; Sordariomycetes; Diaporthales; Diaporthaceae. The record is from RefSeq and is a predicted model, not a curated record. Bases 1 to 2616 code for a protein of 871 amino acids. Gene Ontology annotation, cellular component: nucleus. Gene Ontology annotation, molecular function: 5'-flap endonuclease activity; 5'-3' exonuclease activity; flap-structured DNA binding.
AUGGACGCCUUUGUGCGCAGAGCAACGGCCUCGUCCACGUCUCGAGAACCCCUGGCCGACAUCUCAAAUUCGGGUGAAAUGCCUGGCCGACCUGCGAAAAGGGUGAAAAUUGGGGGACCCCGACAUGAUGACAGCAACUUUGACGACGAUGGACAGUCCUCCGACGCGUCAACACACCGGUCCGUCAAGAAGUCAGUCAAGGCACCCCCAAGGCGCACGAGGGAAGUCAUACCGGAUUCCGAGGACGAGGACGAGGUGGACCAAGAUACCUCAACCCACCAUCAUCAUGAAACGGCCCUCGAGAGUGCUCUGCCUCACAUCAAGGCUGACGUGGAUGCGAUCGAGGAGUAUGAGGCAAUGAGAGCCUCUCAACUUAGCACCGAGGACGCAAAUGACGCACAACCUGAGUCUGACGUCGACCGGAGGAAGUGGGUCAGGGGCAAGAGCUCCAUCUAUGUCGACGCUUUCAAUCUUGCCCUGGAUACAGUGCUCGAAGACGAGGCCCACUUAUUUGAUGAGAAGGAGAUGGCUGUAUUUGACCAGUGGCGCAGCCUGGAUUAUGAGGCCCAGUAUCUAUACGUCCGUCUGUUUCUACGGAAAGUCGCCGCUUGGCACCGGCGCGACAAACUUGGCUACUACAGCGAUAUAUCGGACCCUGAUGCCGCUAUCGAGACGCUGCAGCGGAGUCGCCCAUUGCCCGUAGCAGAAGAGAGCACCGGGGCAGAACCUGAUGAUGAUGAUCAUGGCGAUGGUGAAGUUGCUGGUGUCGCCCUGCAGGAUUGGUCCCUCGGCGACACCUUUACGUUUGCCGACUCUUCCGAUGAACACAUCACUACAGUUGACGAAGCUGCUGCCCUGCUAAGUUUGGACGAACUCAAGCUUCUGGCCAAGGAGGCUAAGGUCCAGGGCAAAAACAAGAGUGAUAUCUUGAAGAAGCUAUUGCGCAUGAGCUCACAACAGAGUGGUCUGUUGUCAGUGGGACUACGCCGGGAGAGCACGACUGGGUCAAUGGACUCGGCUGGUCGUGAGACUGGCAGCGAAACUCCCGACCCAGACGCGAAACAAGAGUCAAACCGAAAUCAACACUUCCUGGCCAAGAUCAUCGCCAUCACCGGGCCUUGCGUCAGGAUAUCGCCUCCAGUUUUCAAGCUUUUCGAACGGGUACAUCUUGUUUUCUAUCGGUCGACAGAGUGGACGGAGAAGUCUCUAACCACCAUCAUACUGGCCAAGAUCUCGAGGCGGAAUUUUCCACAGUACAUUGUCGACCGGACAUCCAACAUUUUCCCUGACCGUCGCAGCCUGUUGGACUUCGAGCAGGCCAUGCGACUAGAGUUUGAGGUCGAUCAGAUCCUCGAGUUUAACGGAACUCCUGGCGAGGAAGGUCACCAACGUGUGCUGGAAAUAUUUGAUAGUGUUACUGCUCGCUGGCGGAGGCUUUUGAAGGAAGAAGAACGCAAAGAGAACCAAGUUUACGAGUUCGGCGAGGGCGCAUACCUCCGCCGUCUCAAUGCUGCACAUGCGUAUACCAGGAUCGCACACAAGGCAGCGUACGUCUACGGUCGGCUGCACGAGUAUCUGCGAGAACACGCACUGCUCACCGAGCUCUUGGCACAGCGCUUCUUCCAAAUGGCUCGGCGCGGGUCAUGGUAUCAGCGCAAAGCCUUGCUCGAAGAACACUACAUGUGGGAAGAGAAGCCCGAUCCCAAUAUUGCCGACCAGGAGCAACAAAAGAAGCACUGGCGCCGCAUCGCCGUCGCGACCUGUGAGGCUGCCCUCGAGGACCGAGAUUGCCAUCUCAUCUACCACUUUGAUCUACAGAAACGCCUGACCAAGCUGGAAAAACGCUUACGCAUCCCUAAACGACUUCAGCAUGACUUUGGCCACGUCCGCCUGCACAAGCCAGAAGAACACAAUGUCACAGGGACCCAAAUCAAGCGUGACGAUCCUACAGCCGGCAAGCGUGGUGGGACAAGCACCAAAACGAUCUGGGUAGACGAGGCCGAGGGUGGCGGCGAGUGCAGCGUCGAGGAGAUGUGCUUGUCUCAUUACCGCACCGAGGGCUGGAAAGGUUACCAUUCCGAGGGCGGUAUUUUAAGAACGCUGUUUGCAUACUUAUUCUACGACAUUCUGUUCCUGUACAUCCCCAACGUAUUUCAGACGGCAUACCAAACGUGCCCGCUGGACUUACACACCGACGCCUUCUACGCCACCCGAGCCUCCGAGAUCAACCACCGCCUCGCCGAGAUCUCAAACGGCGACGCCCCGCGCAUUAUCCGAGGGGUCGACGCCGAGCACCGCGAGAGGAGGACGUGCGUGGGGCUGAACUGGGACUACGAGCUGGAGGACCUCGUGGAGCUCGCGGGCUGCUUCCGGGGCGAGGCCCUCGCCGCCGUGUGCAAGGUCAUGGCGCAGGAGUACAGGCAGAGGGGGGGUGGGGUCCCCGACCUCGUGCUGUGGAGGACGGAGCCUGAGCCCGAGUGCAUGUUUGCCGAGGUCAAGAGCGCGAAUGACCGGCUGAGCGAUACCCAGCGGCUGUGGAUUCAUGUCCUGACGGGAGCUGGGGUGAGGGUCGCGUUGGUGAAUGCUGUGGCGGGAGAUAUCAAGGAAAUUGAUUGA